CCAAAAAAAUCCCUAAAAAAAUCCUCCCACAUAAACCCCCUUCUUCCUUCUUUCCAUUUCUUCACACCUCCAUUUCUUCACACCUCCAUUCUCUCUCUUACGUGGCAUCUCUCUCCGUCCUUCUUUUCAUCCUCCAUACCUCCAUAAUUCUUCUCUCCUUUCAUCUCUCGCCAAAUCAGCUCCUCUCUUUUUCUGUUAUUUCUCUAGAUUUUUUCAAUUUUUCUUUAUUUUUUUCAUCUCUGAUUCUUCAGGAUUUUUUUGUUGUUUUUGUUGAAUUUUUCUUUCAAUUAUUCAGCUAAAACAGAAAAUAGAAUUGAAAUCCUGAUUUAUUGGAUUUCUUUUGGAUGUAAUUUGACGAUACUACAGAGAUCAAAGAUUUAUAUAUUUUUCUUCUGAAAAAUCAAUGGUUAAUUCUGCUAUGGCAGCUCAAGAGGAGAAUGGUGGUCCUCAAUCCAAUUUGGUUGGUGAAUUUACAUUGAUUUCUGGAGUGCAAUCUGCCACAGGGGAAAGCCAUGUUCCUAAGAUUCGAAAGCCUUAUACCAUAACUAAGCAAAGGGAAAGAUGGACAGAAGAAGAGCAUAAGAGAUUCCUUGAAGCUUUAAAAUUGUAUGGCCGAGCUUGGAGAAAGAUUGAAGAGCAUGUUGGGACUAAGACAGCUGUUCAAAUCCGCAGUCAUGCCCAGAAAUUCUUUUCAAAGGUCUUUUGUCCACUCUUUAAAUUUGUGUAAAGUUGUUAGGGAAACAAGUAACAGUAACUCUAACUCAACUGAGCAAAUUGAGAUACCCCCUCCUCGCCCCAAGAGAAAACCAUCACACCCAUACCCUCGCAAACUUGUGCUUCCAUCAAAAAAAGGCAUGCCUAUGGACCAGCGAGCAAGAUCAGAAUCUCCGAAUUCUUCUGUUCCCGAGCAAGAGAAUCAGUCCCCUACUUCUGUCUUGUCCGCUGUUGCCUCGGAUACUUUAGCAUCUGCGGAUUCCGCUACGCCCAAAAGUAGUCCAUCCCCAGUUUCUUCAGGCAAUUUUGCUGACCGAGUCACGGUGUUUCCAUGUGAAGAUAAUGCUCCUAAACCAUUACAAUUUACUUCAGCUUCAGUGAAACUGGAGCUUUUUCCGGACAAGGAGUUAUCUGACAAGGAAGAUUUAGCUUCUACAAAGGUUCUUAAACUAUUCGGAAAAGACUUGGUUGUUCCAGGAAACCCAUCUGAUACAUCGUCUAGCUUGAGCAAGUCGCCAUCUUCAGAUAUGGGAAGAGUGGUUCAAGCUUAUCCAGAGGAUUCUAAACGUACUGUUCUGGACAAUCAGACGUCUUUCUCUAUGAAUAAAAAUACGAACGUGGAGAAACCGGUUCCUCUUCCCUGGUGGGUGUUCUUCAGAGGAAUUGACAUUCCUUCAUGUGGAGAUCCCCAAGAGAAGGAAACUCAGAGAGACGGAUCAUCUGCUGAUUCUAGUAGUGAUUCUGUGAAUGGAGAACAAACGUUGGAAAAGAACUGGGAAGCAGAGACAGAGUCCUGUCUAUGUGCUCAAUCAAUCAACAAAGAAAGCAAAACUUCAGAGGAUUCAAGUCCUGAGAAAGAACCCACUUUGUUUGAGAAGAGAACUAGUGUUGGCUAUGAUAGAAAGGGAUUUGUUCCAUAUAAAAGAUGCUUAUCAGAGAGAGAUAUGCAAUCCUCAACCAUAACCAGUGAAGACAGAGAAAGUCAAAGAAUCCGACUUUGCUUGUAGCAUUGUUUCGCUAGCAAAGUUUUUCUUAUCUAGAUAUAGUACUACAUUUUUAACUUUCCAGAAUGAAGACCCAGUUUAGUAUCCAUGAGACCAUGACAAACCAGUACAGUUUGAUGUGUAUUUCCGUAGCAAUUUUGGCUGCGGCAUCACUGGAAAAUGAGGCAAUAGAUGGCGGAUAUGGCUAACCGAAAACCCAGGUUCUGCAUCUCUGUCACCUAUUUUUUUACCUUACUGGAUUUAUAUCCCUUGUUGUAUUCAAAUUUCCAGCAUAUUUGCAGCCUAAUUUGGUUUCUACAUUGUAGGACAUGAGGUCUUGUAUUUUUUGGGGUCUUGUUUAUUUUGUUGUGCCUCCCCUUUGUUGGGGUUUCAGAAUUGUGAAUUAUGAUAAAAGUUAAGAUUUUUUGUAUGAAAAGUUAUUACAGCAAGGUUAAUUAACAUGGGUUUUGUGCUAUUUUUGGUAUAUUUUUAUGUGGAUCAAAAUGUGAUACAACAAAUAAGGCAAUGAUCUGUCUGAUUGUGCCCUGAAAAAGUGAUCCAUAAAAUUUGACGUUACAUCGUGUUUGUGGCUGUGAUUUGUGAAACAACGCACACCAUGUGCUACUCGUCAUUUUUUUGUUGGUGGGAUUUUUGCAGUCCAUAUGUGGGUCAUACUGUUCUCAAUUGGAAAAAGGCUAGCCAUAGUUUCUUUGCCGUUACCAAACAAAUCAUAUCCAUAAGAUUUUGUAAAUAUUUUAUGUAGGUAGGUAUUUAUAACUAUCUUCCACUUCAUUAAAUUUAGUUCACAUUACAAUUUUCUUAGGUUUGGUUUUGUUGAAUUGCUUAUAUAUUAGCUGUUCUAUUUAACAUAGAUAUUAUGAGUUGAUAGAUAUUAUGAGUUGAGGGACUCUUUGUCCGCACUGUUGCCGCCCUUCUCACUCAGACCCUGCUCAUAGUUUUUCUAUAGGCGAAAUAUGCUGGAUACGAUGAUGAUGAUCUAACAGAGGUACUAAUAUUGAUAGUUUCAUCGACGUUAUUAUGGGGUUUUAAGAAAAUACUGCCUAUUAAAUUAAGUAUUGACUUCUUUUGUUGGCCUUUAAGUUAACUUGAUAAAUUAACCGUUUGGAGAGAUGUUUUAUUUAAGUAUUGACUGUAUUUUGUUUAUUAAAGAAAAAAUGGACCCAUAAGUUAAUAAAAAAAGCUAAAAAUAUUGAUUAUUUUUAUUUUUUAAUUUAGCUUGAUAAACCAACUGUUUUAGUUUUUCUUUCAAACAUUUCAUACUUCUAUAAAGUAAGAGUUUGUGCUUCAUUUGAAAUCACUUGAAUCUCCACAUAACUCACCAAAGCUUACUUCUAUAUUGUACACUACAAACAAAACACAUUUACAUUAUUUUCUUUCAUCUACUUUUUUAACUUCUUUGUGAGUUUAUGCAUGUAUAAAUUGAGAGUAUUUAUUUUCUUACUUGGGGUUCUUACAGCAAUCUCAUAAUUUUAACAUAGUAGAUUUUUUUUAUGUAUAUUUCUGUAUUAAUUAACUUGCACACAAAAUUUUCUCCAUUUAUGUACACUUUCACAGUUUUACAUAUGCUCAACUCCUAAUAUAUAUAUGGAGCAAUUUAAGUGGCGAACUGUGUUUAAGUGUGAAUUGUGCG
Amaranthus tricolor (Joseph's coat) is the source of this 3348-nucleotide messenger RNA. Its product is annotated as protein REVEILLE 1-like. The record is from RefSeq and is a predicted model, not a curated record. The transcript is spliced from 6 exons. Bases 609 to 1721 code for a protein of 370 amino acids. NCBI's taxonomy places the organism in Eukaryota, Viridiplantae, Streptophyta, Magnoliopsida, Caryophyllales, Amaranthaceae. Gene Ontology annotation, molecular function: DNA binding.